Molecule: messenger RNA, 846 nt
Organism: Parnassius mnemosyne (clouded apollo)
Lineage: Eukaryota; Metazoa; Arthropoda; Insecta; Lepidoptera; Papilionidae
Source: the annotation of a GenBank genome assembly
AUGACAGCAACUUUGUCACAAGAUCCUUUAGAGAGAUUCUUUUCUGUAAUGCGACAUUCGUGUGGAGGAAACGACCACCCUGAUCCAAAAAUGUUUGCACAAGUGUAUCGUUUGGCUUCUUGUUUUUCUCUCGUACGUCCUCCAAAAGGAUGUAAUGUAUCAGGGAAAGACCUGCUAAAAACUUUAUUAGGAGCUCAAGGAAUUUUAACUUCUCCCAAUAAAGACAAGGAAAUAUGGCUUCAAAAUAUUGAUAUUAUGGUUGAAAGAUCUGAACCAUUAUUAGAAGGUUCUUUAAUCGAUGAAGACCACGAUUACAAUGAGGCUGUAACCAGCGAUGCCGUUCAAUCAUACAUUGCUGGUUACAUAGUCCGCAAAUUGCGAAACACUACGAAGUGCGUGAAUUGCUUACAAGCUUUACAAAUGAAAGCGGGAGAUGGUAGACAGUUACAGAGAAAUGAUGUCAUUAAUAAAAUGGAUUUAUAUGGUGGACUCAUAUAUGCAAGCAAUGAAUUAUUUGAUUUAACGAAACAAUUAGAAAAUACAAGUAGUUACGUGACCGUGUGGCGUGUUCAUACGGUCGGUUCAUUGCUGUUUUGGAUAAAUUUCUUCCUACCUACUAAAAUGGGUUUGUUGGCCGCUCUCGCUGUUAACAUUGUCGGUGGAGCAGUAAUUUAUGGAACUGGUGGCAUUGGAGCCCCAUUAAUAGCACCGUUGCUGGGUUUCAGCAGCGGCGGCAUCGUGGCUGGAAGUACUGCCGCUGCUGCCCAGGCGUACUACGGCAACGUUGUUGCUGGUAGUAUAAUUUCCCAACUUACAUCAAUAGCAAUGGUGGCACCUACGCUAUAA